Messenger RNA from Sphaerodactylus townsendi, 2653 nucleotides. RefSeq lists its product as uncharacterized. The transcript is spliced from 4 exons. The record is from RefSeq and is a predicted model, not a curated record. Gene Ontology annotation, molecular function: ATP binding; protein serine/threonine kinase activity. The coding region runs from base 166 to 1464 and encodes 432 amino acids. NCBI's taxonomy places the organism in Eukaryota, Metazoa, Chordata, Lepidosauria, Squamata, Sphaerodactylidae. Gene Ontology annotation, biological process: peptidyl-threonine phosphorylation; peptidyl-serine phosphorylation.
CCCCUCACAGAGCGAGAGAUUAGAGCUGGCCAGAGCAGCCUCGGCUCUUGCAGGCGCAACCGUCAGACUGAGCUCAGGGAAACUCGGGCUGUUUCACAACUCUCCUCAGACCCAGUCUGCACAGUUCGGGCCACGGUAGAAGCAGCUGGCCUAGCACAGAGAACAAUGACACCCGGGCAGAUGGAUGCAAUAGCCACGAAGAGAGAAGGAUCGGCAGCAGGGGACCGGUCGGCGGCUUUCUUUCCGCCGCAGCCUUCUGUUACAUCAUCAGCUCAGAAGGGUUUCCCGUGCCAAGGUUCUGUUAGUGAGGAAGACACCAGCUCAGCUACUAACGUGGAAGACGAUGAAGAUAACGAGGAGUUCUUGGAACAACUCAUGACUCUGACCUCUCGUGGCUUACCUCAGCUGGAGGUUGAGGAGAAAUACAGCACUGUCAAGGAACUGGGCAGCGGCUCCUAUGGACAUGUCUUACAUGUCCAGCACCACGAGAGAGGCACUUCAAUGGCGCUGAAACUGAUGUCCAAGGAAAGGACAGGGAGGCGAGAGUUCCUGAGGGAAUAUUGCAUUGCUCUCUGCCUUUCCUCACACCAUGCCCUACUCCGAACAACUGGCAUUGCUUUUGAGACAUCUACACAUUAUGCCUUUGCGCAGGAAUUAGCGCCAGCUGGGGAUCUCUGUGCCAUUCUGAGUUCUGGGCAGGGCAUUCCUGAGGUACAGCUGAAGAGGUGUGCGGCCCAGUUGGCUGAGGCAUUGGAUUUCAUGCAUGGCAAAGCCUUGGUGCAUCGGGACAUAAAGCUGGACAACGUGAUGCUCUUUGACAACAAGUGCCGGCUGGUGAAGCUGGGUGACUUUGGCCUGACAAGACUGGAGGGCACGCCAAUAGCUGCCAUGUCUGGCACCCUGCCCUACUCUCCUCCCGAGUUAUGCCUUCUGGAGGGCAAUGAUACUCUGUCUCUGGACUCCAGCCUGGACGUCUGGGCCUUUGGGGUGCUGCUGUUCUGCCUUGCCACAGGUUGCUUUCCUUGGGAUGUAGCCAUGAGCCCUGACCCUCAGUUUGAGGAAUUUAGUAUCUGGCAGAAUCGUACAGUGCCAGGGGAGGCUCCUGGCCUAUGGAAAGGCUUUACCAUCAGCAUCUUGGGCAUGUUCCGUCGCUUGAUGACUACUGACCCUGAUCGUCGCAGCCCUGCUAUCGAGGUGCACAAGUACUUACAUCUGCAAUGGCUGGUGGACAGCUCCAAAGCAACUCAGAGUCCACUGGAUGGCCACCUCAAGGAAACAGAUCCCUGGGUACCGCUCAGAGGCCCCACAGGGAACAAUACUGAUUUGGUCAGUGGCACCCAGGAGAAAUGCCCUGGACUGAUCACCACUGAAAAAACCCAUGCCAUACAAAUAGAUCCCGAUCUUAGAAGCAGCCCCAGUUUGCAGGAAGGUUCCAGAUUAGCAGAGGCUGGACUUCAGCCUUGAACAAGGUCCGAAGUGAGAAAGCUGUAAUCUUAUAUGACAGGCCACCAUGAGCGGAAAGACUAAAGUCAGGAAGACAGAACUUAGCAGUAGUCUGACCAACCAAGAGGGUAGGUUUUAGAAGCACUGAGCAAGGUAGAUCCACCCUUCCAUCUAGCUACUGAAUAGGGCACAGUAGAACUGAGUAGAUCUUCUCCCUAAACGAGAUGGUUGGUGCACAGCUGGGCAGUAGUGAUAUCCAGUUACCAAACAUGAAAUCCUACAGAACAAAUCCUAUAGAAAUUCUACAGAGCAGGGCUAUAGGCAAUAAUUUCAGGAGUUCCAGCUUAUCUGAGGUGAUGCUGCAGAUAGGGCAGCUGGCAAAGGCUACAAAAUAGCUCGAGUUGGCUCUGGUAUCUAACACAGAAAUAUGAUACAAGCAUGCUAUACUAAUGGAUGUCAGCGACUAAUGCCAGUGUGGGGUGCUUUAUAGGGACUUCUGUUUAGUAUGAGCCUCAAGGCAAAAGUUCUUUGGCACAAAUAAUAGGAUUGGGAGUUUCAGUUUGUUUUCUCACCUGUUUUUUUAAGGUUUUAUUUUUCUUAAUUUAAUGGUGCAUACUUCUUCUGCAAUCUUUCCUAACAGAGACAUCUUGAUGACUUUCCUCACCUUUUUUUAUAAUAAUAAAGACAGUUUCCCCCAUGUUCCUUGGUUCCCCCAUUCCCUCCUGAAAGUUCUUGUAAAUAUAGUAGUGUAUUUAGAAUGUAAAUUGCUGCUGCAGCCAUGAGACAGCCCUUGUAUGAGGCAAGGUGAAGUGGCCAUUUCAGGUAGAAAAUUUUGGGUGUCUUCAGAGUGGAAAACAGACAGCUGCACAAUAUGACUGGAGGUUCUGUGCAAAUCCCUUAGCUGACAUGGAAAUUCAAAAAAUGGACUAGGCUUCUGUACAUUUCAACAAGUCAUACACACAUAUAACCUUUAAUGGCACAAGAGGUCCAAAGUGAAGAUAAACAAUUAAAAGAAUAUAAGACACUUCUCAAUAAAGGCAUAGUAAAAAUGGUAAUUACAAAUAUCCAAAUCCAAAUCCAAUACAAAUGUAAUGCUAAUUACAAUUUUGGAGCGAAUUGUAAUAACGUAACAAAGAAACUUGGCUGUCGUUUCCAAAAUAUGUAAAUCUUCAUGAUUCAGUGAAAAUACAGUCUUAUGCAGAUCGGAUAG